UCCCCUUGUUUCUUCCAGCACCCGUUACCUACGUCAUCUUGCCAAUCAUCGUUUAUUAGAUACAUCAACCUCUCGGUUACCGCUUGCCGAUGCCUGCUUUCCCACUUGCUUGCUGGUUAUCAUCGACAUAUCAUCGCACUGACGCCGUGCUCAAGGCAGCUUGCUUUCGAGUGACUUUUUUUUUCUGUCGUCUGCUUGUUAACCGAAAUGCUCAGUACUGCUGAAAUGACUGUGUUAGUAUGCUGUUUGAAUGUUUCACAGAGUGUGCGGCUUUAAAGUUGCAGGGAAAUUUUCUAUUUGCUUGAUACUAACCAGUUGCGGUUGGUAUUAGCGCCUGCUGGACCCUGCAAUGAAUUGGUCGGCGUAACCUCUCACCUUCGUUUCUUCACAUGGCACUCAACAAUUACGCUGACUCAAUAUGGCGGCCGCCAACAGUGCACGGAGUAUCGCUUCUGGACACAAAAUGUCGGAUUUCAGCAGUGUAUAUGACUCAUCGGACAGUGAUGGAGAAACGGAACCUGCUAAAAACUUUCACAGAAGGAUAUCAACUAACAGAGAGAUAAAAACUUUGGCGUGUCUUAAGGAGGGCUACUUAAUGAAGCAGACCAGUUCGUUCCAGAGAUGGAAAAGACGAUACUUCAAGUUGAAAGGUCGCCGACUUUACUAUGCAAAAGACACCAAGUCGGCUUUGUACGAUGACAUCGAUCUCUCCAACCUGAGCGUCGCCGAGUGCAGCACCAAGAACAUCAACCACAGCUUUCAGGUAAUCACACCCUCCCGGAACCUGGUCUUGUGCGCAGACACGCGCCGCGAUAUGGAAGAGUGGAUAAGUGCUCUGAAAAUGGCAGCCAACAAGGAAUACUAUGAGCAGGGUCAGACGAGUCACUCGGAGAUGAUGUCCGGCCAACACAACUGGUACGCAUGCUCGCACGCGCGGCCCACCUACUGCAACGUCUGCCGAGAUGCACUUUCAGGUGUCACAUCACACGGACUGUCGUGCGAAGUAUGCAAAUUCAAGGCCCACAAGCGGUGUGCGGUGCGGGCACCCACCAACUGCAAGUGGACUGCACUUGCCUCCAUUGGCAAGGAUAUCAUCGAAGAUGAAGAUGGAAUCUCUAUGCCUCAUCAGUGGAUGGAAGGCAACCUCCCUGUCAGUGCCAAGUGUGUUGUCUGUGAUAAAACCUGUGGUAGUGUCCUACGGUUGCAGGACUACCGAUGCUUAUGGUGCCGAGCCCUGAUCCACACUGGGUGCCGAGACCAAUAUCCUCGGAAGUGUCCUCUGGGUCAGUGUCGUCUGUCCAUUCUUCCACCCACAGCAAUCAGCAGCAUUGACUCGGAUGGCUACUGGGAGGGAAUGCGGCCUCCAGGCACCUCCCCUUUACUAGUCUAUGUUAAUACCAAGAGUGGUGACAAUCAGGGCGUCAAGUUUUUACGAAGGUUCAAACAGUUAAUGAACCCAGCGCAGGUAUUUGAUCUCAUGAAUGGUGGACCCUACCCAGGGCUUAAGCUUUUCCAAAGAUUCGACUCAUUCCGAAUAUUGAUUUGUGGUGGUGAUGGCAGCAUUGGGUGGGUGCUGACAGAAAUUGAUAAGCUGGAUUUGCAUCGACAGUGUCAAGUAGGGGUGCUACCAUUUGGCACGGGCAAUGACUUGGCAAGAGUCCUGGGCUGGGGUGCAGCCUUUGAUGAUGACACCCAGCUUCCAGCUGUCCUUGAAAAACUGGAACAUGCACAGAUAAAAAUGCUAGACAGGUGGAGUAUAUGGACCUAUGAGGGUAACAUGCCACCACCUAGAAAACUUUCUCAACAGAUGGACCCCAUUUCUCAGUACGAGGACUCUGUAGCAGAUCACCUGUCCAAAAUUCUACACUGUGAGGACCACCAAGUGAUAAUUUCAUCUGCAAAAGUGCUGUGUGAAACUGUAAAGACCUUUGUGGAGAAGGUUGCUAAGGCCCAUGAGAACGACCCAGAGAAGGAGUCCAAGAACAUUGCCGAGAAGUGUGCUGUUUUGAACCAGAAGCUGGAAAGCCUUUUAAAAACACUUAAUGAGGAGUCACAGGCUUCUGCUCAGACUGAGGAGUUGGUGGAAGCUGAGACAGCAGCAGAAGAUGCCCAGCCACUAGUUGAUCAAGAUGUCGUGCCUGGUGUACUGGCAGUUCCUGCAAAACCUAAACAAAAAGCACACCUGCUGAACUCCAGCUCAAUGCCCUGUCACACUCAGGUGUUCAAGGCAAGAGAAUCUCUCAUGUCACGUGCAAACAGCCUGAAGAAGGCCGUUCGACAGAUCAUCGAGCACACAGAAAAAGCUGUGGAUGAGCAGAAUGCACAGACACUGGAGCUGGAGAUGAUGCGGGACAAUCGACACAUAGAGGGAUCAUCCUUAAGAGAGGCUUCCAGGUCAGCACCCAGCUUUGCUGCACUCGCUGUAGAGUCUGAGGUGCAACCGGAAAAACCAGUUCCGCUCCUGCAGCCUCCAGGGUCACGAUCACCUGUAGGUCCAGGGUCACGGCGCAUCAGCAGCAUGAGUACAUUCAACAGAUCAGCAAGCGUUGACUCCAAACUUCAUGCAAAGGCUGUCGACUCUAUUACUGCAGCUACCUCUCCUAUCCCUAAGAUCAAGCUACCUUUUGCUGAUUCACCAGUGCUGCCAGGUAUUAGCAGCAGCAUUGCCAAGACUCUAGCAGGUGGCAGCUUCAUCAGCAAGGUAUUGCUGGCCAAUGCCGAUGCUUUGUGUGCUGCAGCCUCUCCACUUCUUGAGCAAGACAUUCCACUAGAGCUUUACCAAGAAAAGUGCGUGAUGAACAACUAUUUCGGCAUUGGGCUGGAUGCAAAAGUUACUCUCGAGUUUCAAAACAAACGUGAAGAGCAUCCAGAAAAGUGCAGAAGUCGGACGAAAAAUCUGAUGUGGUAUGGAGUGCUUGGUGGCAAAGAAAUGAUCAACCAGACAUUUAAAAACCUGGAUCAGCGCGUCUUACUUGAAUGUGAUGGGCAGCGCAUUCCAUUACCUAGUCUACGAGGCAUUGUCAUCUUGAACAUUCCUAGCUAUGGCGGUGGUGCCAACUUCUGGGGAGGCUCCAAACAGGAUGAGAAUUUUGUACCUCCAAGUUUCGAUGACCGCAUUUUGGAGGUAGUGGCCGUGUUUGGAGGCAUGCAAAUUGCCGUGUCACGACUUAUCGACCUCCAGCAUCAUCGCAUUGCACAGUGUCGACAGGUUAAGAUUACUAUCUUGGGCGAUGAGAGCGUACCUGUGCAAGUGGAUGGGGAAGCCUGGAUGCAGCCACCUGGUUACAUACGCAUCAUGCACAAGAACCGUGCUCAGAUGUUGGCACGAGAUAGAACGUUUGAAAAUGUGCUGAAGUCAUGGUCAGAGAAACAGAAAUUGGAGCGGUCUGUCAGUCCUCAACCCUCAGCUUUGUCAGAGGAUGAGGCUCAUGUUGUUCUGAACUUUGUGGAAACUGCAGCAAUGCUGAUUCGAUGUGUCAAAGUUGCAUCAAAAAACAACACUACUGUGGAGCAGGAAUUGGCACCUUUGGCCCAGCGAGCUUCUGAGUGUCUAGACCGCUUGUAUCCCUCGGGAAGACUUUCAGAGCUUGACUCCUCCGAUAGUGACACCUACCAGCCGACACUACGAAAUCAAGUCACAGACCUUGUUCACAGUAUGAGGUUGCUGCAUCAGCAUGCAGGGGCUUUUCUCUCAGAAAAAGCAAGUUUGUUGCAUCUUUGGCCUGACCUGGAGGAAAAGCUGACAACAGCAUUGGCAUCUCUAGAACCAGAACUACGCAAGGCAGCAGACAUAGCUGGUCUUCCAUGUAUCCCUCUCUCGCUCGAGGAGUCGCACAUAAGUGAACUUCAAAAGCAAAGCAAACCUGCUGGGAGGAGCAAGCCAGGUAUUACACGCUUAAAGGGUAAAGCAUUUGAGAUUCGCAGCUGGACUGUGGAGGAAGUUGGGGCUUGGCUGGAAAGUUUGUCAUUAGGAGAGUACCGCAACAACUUCAUCUCACAUGAAAUACGGGGUGCAGAACUUAUGAAUCUUGAAAGGCGAGAUCUGAAGGACCUAGGUGUGACCAAAGUGGGUCACCUAAAACGAAUCCAGCAAGCAAUCAAGGAACUUCACCUCCGAGAGGCAGCAUACGACCGCCCCAGCACCUGACAUUGAGCGCCAGGCUGUGUUUUUCUCAUCGUCACAUCUGACUGUGCACCGAUGCAGCUGCUCGUCAGUGUCAGGCUUGAUACAACCAACCACUCUACCUGCACUGUGAUCUUAAUGUGUUGUCGCAAUUAGCUGGUCCAUGUCUGCCAUUACAUGUCUGCACCAUUUGCACCAACCACGAGUUUGGUGAACAACCACCCCAACCCCAGUCCACCCCACCCUUUAACCCUUGUCGCAUUCUGUUGUGUGCUAAGGGUGUGCAUGACCACCACCACAAAAGAAGGGAAAUCCAACAGCAAUUAAUGAGCAAGAGACUUGGACAGCAGCCUCAGAAAUAUGUCUAUUUUUGCCUGCAAGCCUCCUGUUUAAAAACUUUGAUUAUUUAUAUAUUUAUGUAUUUAUUAUUUACUCUCUUAAGAGCUUGUGCUGUAUGAUCAGCUCAUGGUAUUUUUUGUGGCUGAUGAACCUGCAAAGAUGACAGAUAAGUCGUCAGUCACAAAUUGUGUUUGAAGUGUUUCAUACUUGUGACAAGCAUAUCCUUGUCGUCCUCAGUUUCUUCACUGCUAUUGUUUUCAUCUGGCUUUAAAAUUGUAUUAAAAAAAUUAUGGGUAACAAUUGGGCAGCCAGAAAAAACAUUGUUUUAAUGUCACUUUGCAUGUGUAUAUGCAUGCAAAACUACCUGAGUAAAUGCAUGUUUGAUUUUCUUGGACAGGGUGGGGAUUAUUUUUUAGAGGCUGGGCUCAGGAAAUUGGUGAAAGGGACUUUUUUCAUUUACUUGAUGGAAGAGACAGUUCAAACAUUCUUAGUCAUGGGUUGGUGCUCCACUUUCUUUGUAAUUGAAUGAACUUACUCAUUUUUUAUAAUUAAUUUUGCACCUGUCAGGAAUUCACACAGAACACUGGGUGCACAAGACAUAAAAUCUGUCUUGCCUCACUUGUCCAUCAAAACACCAUGGAUGUCAACCUGUGGAGCUAGAGAAUGUUUGAAUGUUGUCACAGGACUCAAAUCACAACAUUAGCCCCUGGCUUCAUUACCAGAAAUGCAAUGCUGUGUGUGUCUCAGUGUUCUUUGCACUUUUCAUACUGUCUCAAAAUCAGGCAGUGGAACUGGUUUAUGCAGCUUGCAUUUGGAGUUGUUUACUGGUUCUUUUGUUAUCGUCAAACUUCAUGUGUUGCACGUUCUUUACAGUUGACACCUAACAUUGCUGUGAUUUUUUUUUAAAAAUAACAAGAACCACCUUUUUGCACUCAAGAGUUGGAAGAACCAAGUGCAAGGUUAAACCCAGUGUUUGUCAGCACUCUUCCUUUGUCACUUAAUCUAAAAUUGCAUGUCUUUGACACAUAAUCCUGUGUUAGCUUUUGAGGUAGCGAGAGAUAGAGAUCGUGUAAAGAGGUUUCUAGUUGGCAUCCUUGACAGUGGCAUUGCAAUAUGAAGGGUCUUGAGGUCUUCUCUCCAAGGUAUCCCAGAAACAUCAGAUGAAUUCUAAAUUGGAAAAAAAAAUUUUUUUAAUAUCACUGGUGUCUCCUUGCCACUUUCCCUUUACCCCUUUCUUCAUCCCAUCUAUGUCUAUAAAGGAACUGAGCAGUUGGUUGUGAUAUUGUGGAAGUUAAGUUCAUUGUUACCUAGACUCUUUGUCUGAGGGAAGAUCAAGGGGACAUAAUCUCUUCUCUACUGGCUGUAAGGCCUAACCUCAUUUUUUUAGUUCAGACUUCACUUUCUUCCUAAAGAUGCCCCUACUCCUGAGCAGAGAAGAGAUUGGGGCUAACAUGAGCACUGGUAUGCCAUCUUUGUCUUAAACCUGUCAGCCUUGGUGAACAGAAGCUUAGCACCAGACAGCUGUUCUCAUAUAUUUUUGUGAUUAUGUAGUUUUCAUACACAACAGUAGAUUGUCUUGGAAUGUUGGCCCAGCAAACUCAUCUUAUUAUUAUUUAUCUCAGGGUCAGGCCUAGCCAUAAGAUUUUGCUGUCUACUGGGCAGUCCAGGCCAUUUUUUUUGUCUUUAACAUUUUCAGGCCACGCCACUUGUCUUGAACAUUUCUGAGAUCCGUUAAGAUUAUCUUCUGUCUGAUCAUUGGGUGCUGCUGCCUUCCGAUUCAAAGGACCCUGUUUUUUCUCCAUCUGUUUGAAAAUUUCUGAAGGCAAAGUUAUAGAUGCUUUUUAAAUAGAGAUGUUUUAGUACAUUGAUGUAGUGACUGAGAUCUUUCAAAAGGCAGAAAAUGCAACUACAGUUUUCCUUUCUCUGAGAUAGAGCACCAAUUGAAGUUGCUUCCAAGACUUUCCAUGAUGACUUUCACUGCAGAAAGAGUGUUUUUGGCCAUGAAAAUGGAUAAACUUACCUCCAGAAAUUCUCUCAUACGGAAAGAAAUGAUGGCUGCAUCCUUGAACAGCUUAUCGAGAACACCUAAACUCUUCUCUGUCUCCAUUCAGACAUUUUGAAGGAUGUACCUUCAGUUUGGUUCUUCACCUUUAUGGAGGUCAUGCCCCCACCAGGAAGGCUCAAGUUCUCAUGUGCCUUUUUCAGUGAUCUCAAAAUCCAUUACCUGUUUAUCAUUCUGACCUCUUUAAAGGCUCAGUCACUAAUGUGCCUUUGGUUUGACCCUUUCACAUCUUUAGAGAGAUCUCCUUUUUCCUGUCCUGGUAAUAUUCUGAUGCCACUGAUUCAAGAUACAGCUGGAGUAAAAGCGACCUAGUACUAUAGGCAAAAAAAAACAAACAAACAAGAAAGUAGUUGGAAUAUGAACAAAAAUAUUUUUUUGCUUUCUGGAGAUUCAAAGUAAGAUGCUUUUUUAUUUGUUGCCAUUGUUUUCUGUCAAUGAUUUUUGAAGUCUGAAGGGUGGAGGGAGAAAUAACUGCUGUCAUGAUGGCUGUUGUCAUACUUCCACCCCUCUUCCCAUCCAGACUACAACCUUACUGCUGCCUGAGGCAAUGAGGAAAAGGGGUGAACUUUAAAAUGAUUUAGAACCCACUCACAGGUGCUUGCAACCAAGCUAAGUGCUGAUUUGCGUGCAGACUAGAGUUUUGUUGUUGUUAUUGACAUUCACAUUAUAAUCCAUGAUCUACAGGAAUAUAGAAACAUGAAAGUGGAUGUACUACAUUCACUUGAGGGGUGGGGGGAACGAUGUAUUUUUAUCUGUAUUUGGGAAUCUGUGUUGGAUUCCAAGACCAAAGGCACUCCAGUCUGUGAUACAUUUGCUUUAUUCACAAUGUCUUUUAAUUUGAGUGUUUUUAGCACAGUCAGAACUUGAAUGCAUGCAGCACGACACAUCACUGUUUGUGUGCACAUGUAUAGACCUCAACUUGUUUCAUCACCUGUGUUGAUGUGAGAAGCAGUUUCACUCUUUAUCUUUUUGAUACAAUUUUCUACUUUAUCUAAGUAUAUUUUCACUUACAAAAUGAGCAUACGUAUGUGCAGGAAUGCAUUUUGGGGAACGCAUGCAUUCCUAUGUCAUUGUGAGUACAUCAGUGUGUCCAUGUGGAUGUGAGAAACUUACCUGUAGAAUGCUAAAUCAGUGUAAAAAAUGUUUGUACUUUUGGUAUCCAAAUUUUCAUGUUGACGGUUUUUUGUGUGUGUGUGCACAUACCUAUGGGAAUUUCCAUUUUUCUAGCAAAUAAAUAAAUUGAGUGCAAUAUGCCUCCCUUGCAUUACCCUAUUUUCCACCACGGACAUGACAUUGCACUCACUCAUGUCAUAAUCUUGGCCAGACCGAGGUUUUGUCACAUUGUAUGAAAUUCUCUGCAAAUUUCUGCACUACGAAAUACGUGAUUUUUUUCAUUAUCUUGACUACACAAUGUUUUUUAGGAUGUCGCUCACUUUCUUACGAUGAUUGUAUAUCACAAAUUUUUUACCAUGUGACAGUUUUGCUGGCUUGUGUGAGACAAGUGUAAGUGGUUCAUGGCCCUUUACUCCUGCGUCUUGGCUGUAUGAGCACUUUGCAAUACACUCGGUAAUUUCGUGAAUGGAAAAAACAUUUUCUUGGGUGUCACAGCCAUCUUCUGGGCCAUUAUAAUCAGUUAUUCUGACAAGGAACUUUCAGGCUAAAAAGGGCAGUUGUUAAAGUAGGAAAAUGUGGAGAUGAUUAGUGAAUACAAGCUGGUGAAAAAUUACAGAUUGCUAAGGUCCCCAGGUCUCAGUCAAUGGACAAUUUGUUAAACAGCUGCAAAACCUACUUGUAAAACCUAUUAUUAAAUAAUUCUAACAAUUAUUAGUAUUAAAAGAUCGGUGUCAUAUGCUGGCAAUUUAAGUUUUGCCAUUUCCAGAAAUAAGGCAAUGUCGAAUUGCUUUUAUUCCUUGUCGGUAGAGCUCAGUGUUUUGUGAAUAGUGGAUUAAUUAUCUUGAGGAUGAAGAUUUUGGUUAAGUAAGCUGCCUCUGCUUUAAGAGAGUCUGUCAGUGCUUCUGGUUGAUAACUUUUGUGGGAGAUGUGAUCAACGUGAUUCCUUACUGACCUUGAGAAUUAAGUGACAAAGAUAACAACAGUCACAUCACAAUACCAGUUCACAUUUGUCAACUUGAUGGUCAGUUCACUGCAUAAAAAUGAUAUAAUUGCUUAUGCAGUGGUGACCAGGGGUAUGCAUAACAGUCAUAAUUUCAGUGGAAGUUAGGUAAGGGUUUAUUCCUUUCCUGGGGAUAUAUGGAAAAAAUGACGAUAAUCAUAUAAAAAAAUAAAUUGAAUAUACAAAUAAUAAUAUAGAUUUUUAUAGUACAUUUCCCAACUUAAAAGUAGAUGCAGUUUGCUUGACAACAGCAAAACAAAUAUACAAAUAUAGACUCGAAAUAAAUACAGAACACAAACCAAGCAAAUACAUCAAGGUAUAACAACACAAGAGCAAAGUAUAAGAGCAAGAUCUUGAAGUGGAGAAAAGUUUGAACACUGAGUUUGAUUUAAUGACAAGGAAGAAACACUAGUGAACAUGUAGCAAGAAGGUACAAAACACACCAUCAGGAGCUUAUUCAACAUCUUGUACAUCCAUACAAUCAGCAGACAAUAUACAGGAAGUGCAUAGCGGGUAGAUUAGAAAAAGUGAAGAUUGCAUAGUCAAUAAAUGAUCUCGAGGAAAAAAAAGAGAAGAAGCAAUAUAAGAAGUUUCUGUAAAGCAUUACCAAGCAGAGAGUGGGCUGUGGAAGCACGUAGUAAAUGUCUGUUUUUCAAAACCAGGUGAAACCGUGUGUAGCAGUGCAUCCACUGACCUCCCCUCAGCUUUUCUAUUUGGACCAGGGAGUAAAAAGUGUUUCCUUAAUUAAGGCAACUUAAUGUACCUGUUUCUCACUUUCACUUUUCAUUUUUCCCCAUUACUUCUCCUGUGCAGCUCCCUCUGCUUGGAAACCUCCAGUGCCUUACAUCACUAAACCAACAUCCCAAUCCCAAGUUGUUCACAGCUUCCCAUUUUCCCCCAUUUUUCUGUCCCCUCUGAUCUCACCCACUCAACCACCAUCAAAGGAUGUGUGUGGCAGGCUGGAAACUGAACUGGUAAACCCUCUUACAUCAUCACCAUGGCAUUUACCACAGGUAGAGUGUUUAUAGUGCAGCUGAAUAGAGCCAGGAGACCUUCGCUGUCUUUAGUCAAAUAAGGACAAGAAAGUGUUUUCUCAGUCUGUACUUGACUGCAUGCAGCAUGGCAGCACAGUUCACCUGCAUGUCCAUAGUAAGCAACGUAAGUGGAUGUUAUGCAGACAGGAAUUUUCUUAUGGAACUUGCGGCAGCUGUGGUAUGGAAGUCCAGUGAAAAAAAAGCUUGGCAUCAGCUGUCCAUACUUUAUUACGACAAUGUAGUGGAUUUUUUUACCUAUAGCAAAACUCAUCAGGCUUCUGUACAAGUUUCUUCCCUCUUUAAGAUCCUGCACAGUGUUGUUGGCCUCAAGAAUCUGAUAAUAUUUUGCUGUAUGUGAGUUACGGGCUUUAAAAAAGCAUUAAUAGGAAUUUAAAAUUAAUCAAAUGGUACUUUGCUGUAAAAAAAACCAAACUAAAGCUAAUGCAGAAAAUUGAAUAAUAGUCUACAUGGAAGUGGAAUAUCUGCAGUGUAGCAAUAGUUAACUGUAUUCAUUAAAAUUUUGAUAAUAAAUCAUGUACGUUAGAACAUAUUUAAACAUGUAUAUUAAAAGGUAAUGAUGAAUAAUGUGCAUUACAGUAGUAUAACUUGUGCACACUAAAAUAGGAUUCUGAAUAAUGAGCAGUAUAAAACUUUAAUAAAUUGUCACAGGGCAAGCCAAAGCCCCGAUGAUUACAGGCUGUUAAGCAAGGAUGCUGAUGCAUCUAAUUUCAUAGAAACUUGUUCUAGUGUGACUUGUCCAGCUAGGAUGUGUUGCAGUCGCUGUGAUGUUUGAAGCAGCUGCCCUGUUUAGAUAUGUUUAGUGUUUAUUGAAGUUACACGUUUGAAAGAAAAGGUCUGUCUGGGUCUAAUAUAAAUGGCUUUAAGGUUUAAAGAAAACACUUCUGUCAAUCAGGCAGUGAUGCAAAGGUUAGAUUCAGUAAAAACUGGAUAUUGAGGCUUGGUGAGCGUACGUUCUGAGAUUUAAAGUAGCUGUUAGGAUUCAUUAUUUCUCCUGCAAUGUGAAGAAGAUUACAACCGGUAGAAGGUGAAGGUAGUGGCUGAGGGAGCAUUGAAGUCUGCAAGAAAAGUUAACUGUGUUUAAGUAACAAACAAAUUUUAAUUUCAUUUUGAACAAUUUUUUAAAGUAGAGACUGAAGAUAACGUUGAUAUCUAACAUAAAUUGGCACAAUGGGAGUGUACUUGUUUUGGGAAAGUGAAUUAUCGACAGGAGUGGACCAAUGACCACCCACUGUCUAGCUUAAAGCUGCUGAACAGCAAGUUUCGGCUCUCCAACUACCUCCCAUGUUUUUUUAUGUUUGCUGCUCACAAACCACACUCCUACAAUGGCUGCAUGAUCAUGGUUGAAUCUUGUCCCAGGCCUAUGAAUGUAUUUACUGUAUGUAGUCACCACUGCACAACGAAAUUUUGUGUGUGUUCAUUUUUGUGUAUCGUGUGCUUACCAUUAGACCUGCAACACACAGACCUUACGUGAUAAGGGAAAUAUUUUGACUGUGUUGUCAUGUAGAAGCAUUUUGUGUCUGUUGUUUAGAGUCACCGAACCAUGACAGUCCUUCGGGAGAGUUAUUCCUGCUCUUAUAGAGAACACCCUCACAGUGCCUGAAACACGAUUUGUAAGCUGUGCUUACUUUAAGUCAUUUUGCUUAUUUUUUGGUCAGCAGAAAGAAGCAAAAGAGGGUUUGCCAUUUUUUACAUUUAUUUUGAAAUAGAUGAAUAAAGAUUGGCCAAAAAUAAUUGAUUAAACAUUUUAACUAAAAUAAGAAAGUGAAGAAUAGGGAGAAGUAAUUUUUGUUUUAUCAGAUCUUUAACCUCUCUAAAACUUGUGUGUUCCUCCCAAAUGGCUGGAAAAUGAUUUUUUUUUUUUUAAUUUGUUUUGUGAAUAUUGUUUGAAAACACCACUGAAUUAUCAUUCCAUUUGGCAGGGUACUUCAAGUCCUUAAUGUUGUCAGUCAUUUUGUUGCAAUGUUCUUCCCUCACUGUGCCAUUGUAAUUGGUUUCUCUGAUCAAACGAAAUUAGGUGCUAACACCGACCGCCCUGGUGUGCAUGCAAAUGAUCACUGUCCUAGUAUUUUUGUUAACUCCAGCUCUUCACACUGAUAUCCCAAAGUAUUUUUUUUUUUAAAUUUAUGUAUGUCAGCGUAUUCAGGGUUUCAUUUGGUCACUUCAGAUAUGAAAUCUCUUGCACCUAAAGUCUGUGGAUUAUAAAAGAGCACUUGAUGUAUUUGUGUUUGGGACCUUCUUGGAACCUGAAACUGAGAUUUUAAAAAAGUUUCUUUUCAUGGUCACUCACUUCUGCACAUCGUCUUACUUGGUCCUCCUUGAGUCCGUGUCUUUCAUACCUACAACGUAUGCUGGUUUUUUUCACGUUUCUUUUUUUAAAAAAAGGGCAAAAACACUAUUUACUCAGUCUAAUUUUCAUACGUUAAUAAAAAGGAAAUUUAUUAACUUGGAA
This is a messenger RNA of Pomacea canaliculata, 12141 nucleotides long. Its product is annotated as diacylglycerol kinase delta-like. Gene Ontology annotation, biological process: diacylglycerol metabolic process; intracellular signal transduction; lipid phosphorylation. Bases 419 to 4147 code for a protein of 1242 amino acids. Gene Ontology annotation, molecular function: protein binding; ATP-dependent diacylglycerol kinase activity. NCBI's taxonomy places the organism in Eukaryota, Metazoa, Mollusca, Gastropoda, Architaenioglossa, Ampullariidae. The transcript has 34 exons. The record is from RefSeq and is a predicted model, not a curated record.